GCUGUCACCGGAAACAGACCUCUGCUAAGCGGAAGUACUGAGAGACGUUGCUGAUUUGCUUUUGGAUGUCUGGAUUAAAAUUGAGAGUUUAAAUUUCUUUCUAGCGCAAUUGUUUGUUGGCGGACCGCGAAGUAUGGACAGGUAAUCUUCAUUUAACCGGAUUACAUGUGGCAGUCUUCCCAUUGAAGUAAUCUAUCACAUCUGUGCCAUUGGACUGUUAUUCAGCAACCCCACAAUCAUAUAUAGGCCCCCAAAGUUUUGAUACCUCUCCCUUGCCUAUGGCCACAGGCAUGGCUAACAGCACCCCCAUGAUAGGGAAGGGUCUGACCUCAGGUCCUGCAGGCAGGAGCAGUCCAGAGGGAUCUCAGGUGCUCAGUAAGAAGAAGCUUCAAGACCUAGUGAGAGAGAUUGAUCCGAAUGAACAGCUGGAUGAAGACGUCGAGGAGAUGCUGCUUCAAAUUGCAGAUGACUUCAUAGAAAGUGUCGUGACAGCGGCCUGUCAGCUGGCACGUCAUCGCAAAUCCAACACGUUGGAGGUUAAAGAUGUUCAGUUACAUCUAGAGCGUCAGUGGAACAUGUGGAUUCCUGGUUAUGGAUCAGAUGAAAUCAGACCGUUCAAGAAAGCUUGUACCACAGAGGCUCACAAACAGAGAAUGGCACUGAUCCGCAAGACGACCAAAAAGUAGCACAAAAUACUACUAUUAUGUACGAACUCUGUGUAUUAUUUUUUUCUUUCCUUUGUCUUUUCUGAGUAAUGGAGUAAAAGUGGUGUGGUGAGGGGUGCUUUUUUUCUUAGGAAUUUAAAUUGUAAAAUUGUCUCCCUAAUUUUUGACUGUCUUGCAAGAAUCAUCGCACAAAUUUGGUAUUCAUGUUUUGUUCUGUUUCAUUGCCACUAAGCUAACACUGGCAGAACUCCAACUUAAAUUUGUUUUUGUCGAUAAACUUUUACUGGAUUUAUUUUUUGUAUAGAAUAUUGCUAGCUUUGGUUUUGCUUUUGAUACAGUUGAGCAUGUGUUUGUGAGUGUUACUGACUCUUCAGCCUUCUAAAAAGGAUCAUUUGUAAUAUUUUUGCCAAGGUACAUGUUAAGCAUGGAAGAGCUCCUCUGUUUACUCACUGUACUUUGUAUUCCCCUUUGCAUUUUCUCACAGUUAUUGGAGAAGAUAAAAAAAAAAACAUGUAACCGGUUGAAUUUUCACAGUGUCUGAAUAAAGAAAUGAUGCUCAAAGGA
Fundulus heteroclitus (mummichog) is the source of this 1229-nucleotide messenger RNA. RefSeq names its product TAF12 RNA polymerase II, TATA box binding protein (TBP)-associated factor (gene taf12). Gene Ontology annotation, molecular function: TBP-class protein binding; protein heterodimerization activity; DNA binding. The transcript has 6 exons. The record is from RefSeq and is a predicted model, not a curated record. Lineage: Eukaryota; Metazoa; Chordata; Actinopteri; Cyprinodontiformes; Fundulidae. Bases 279 to 686 code for a protein of 135 amino acids. Gene Ontology annotation, biological process: RNA polymerase II preinitiation complex assembly; DNA-templated transcription initiation. Gene Ontology annotation, cellular component: SAGA complex; transcription factor TFIID complex; SLIK (SAGA-like) complex.